Messenger RNA from Aedes albopictus (Asian tiger mosquito), 936 nucleotides. Its product is annotated as histidine-rich glycoprotein-like. NCBI's taxonomy places the organism in Eukaryota, Metazoa, Arthropoda, Insecta, Diptera, Culicidae. The transcript is spliced from 2 exons. The coding region runs from base 388 to 855 and encodes 155 amino acids. The record is from RefSeq and is a predicted model, not a curated record.
UAAUAUUAGUUAAUCACAAAAAAUGUAAACAAUAGCUGCGGAAACGCGGAAGGAGAUCGCUUUGAAGAGAAUGUCAUUUCCGUUUUGUGCUACGCUACGGUUAACCGCGGUUGUCGAUGGUCACUAUUGCACUGUAAGUCCUAUGCCGUCUCUUACAAAUGUGCACCGGCCAAAGUUAGUGAACCGAACCAUAGAGGUCACAAUCGUAAGCGAUGAGGAAAAUUUUAUGUUAUUGUAUUAUUGUGUGAUUCAAUUUGAGCAUGGUGUUAGGUACAAACGCGAUGUGUCUUGACUCUGAACUAUAAAUAUUGAAGCGAAGGUGUGAAUCAGUAUCAUUGCUUCUACUAACGUUUUCAACUCACAAUCGCUCAAGUGAAAUCAACCAACAUGUUCAAGUUCAUCCUUCUGGUCGCUUCCCUGGCUUACGUCAGCGCUGGGCAUGCUGAUUCCGGUCACGGCUAUGCCCCGGCCUCAGCUGUGAGCUACAGCACCGUUACUCGCACCCAUGCACUUCCUUCGGUCCACGGAAACGAUCACUCAGUUCUGCACCAUGGAUACACACAUCCACGCAACAACCACCACGUGUACGGCCACAACUUUGCUCCAGCUCACUCCUACGAGCAGGACUACGCCCAAUAUGUGUCAUCGCAUGAUAACUAUGGCCAUGCCCGUUACGGAGCCCGAUUGGCUGUCAAGCAUUCUCCUGUUGUUGUUGCUCACGUCCCGGAACACCACCAUCACAACACCCAUGCUGCUCCAGUUCUGGUCGCCAAUGCACACAACUACGGCGGAGUUCAUCAGCAUUCCGGAUAUGACCACCACCACCACCAUCAUCAGGGACAUUAUGCUUACUAAACCAGAAUUCAACUGGAAAAUGAAAUCAAGAUGUGACUGUUAUGAAUUGUUGAAAUGAGUUAUGAAUAGAUCUAUAAUGAU